This is a messenger RNA of Dermacentor albipictus, 900 nucleotides long. RefSeq lists its product as uncharacterized. The record is from RefSeq and is a predicted model, not a curated record. NCBI's taxonomy places the organism in Eukaryota, Metazoa, Arthropoda, Arachnida, Ixodida, Ixodidae.
AACAAGAACAUAAUCGGCCGGUCAACCCCGACUAGCGCCCCAGCGGUCCGCUUAUCCUACCCCGCACAACAGAUUCCCAGGGGGCCACUCCGGUCAGCCCCUCCAAUGUCGCCUUCGCCGCAGUUCGAGAGAAAGGACCGCUACCAGCACCUGUUCCCUGCUACCACGGGACAGACUCGGUCUCCCGCAGGCGCGCUUUCCCCACAAAGCGGAGUCCCCCUGGGUGGAGGCUUCGCCCUGCCAGCCUACGGCGAGCAAGGACACCCCAUCGUCGAGCAGUUCGAGACGACCUUAGACGAAACCAAGACGUUGUUUUUCGAGAGGCGGGUAUCCAUUUUUCAAAUCUGGCAGCUGUUCGUCAUGUGGCUGGCACUUACUGGCACUCUGGUCUUCAUCGCCAGCCUUGUAGGCUUUCGACACGUUCUGAUGCGUCAAUCACAAAGUACAACUUUGCCACCAAAACACAUACACGUUUUCAGACCACCUGACCUGCCUAAGCCGGGCGAGGUGAACGGAACGUGUGACGCUGUGACCCCGUGCGGUGGUGCGGCCGAGUGCGUGGAUGGCUGGUGCAGCUGCAACCCGCCUCGGUUACAAGUGGUCGGAGGCGUCUGCGUUAACUCAACGGAAUCGACGACGUCUGCUGACUUCACGGACGUCUACUCACGGUCAAGCAUCCUGGAGGGAUAAGCCAUGCCAAAGAAGCAGUCACUCCCUUGACAAGGCGUGUGAAUCCAGUCCAGACAUGUUGAUGUGAACAUUUAUGACCCCUGUUUUGCUAAUGGGAAAAUCAUUCACCAACCUGUAGCAUCGACUUUCAUCGGCGUUUCGCCGUUUGCUCAAGGCUACUGGCGAUUGACUUUGCUGAAGCCUCGAUUCAAUAAUAAAAAUUGCCGACUG